Messenger RNA from Nerophis ophidion (straightnose pipefish), 1106 nucleotides. RefSeq lists its product as uncharacterized. The transcript has 3 exons. NCBI's taxonomy places the organism in Eukaryota, Metazoa, Chordata, Actinopteri, Syngnathiformes, Syngnathidae. The record is from RefSeq and is a predicted model, not a curated record. The coding region runs from base 185 to 916 and encodes 243 amino acids.
AUUUGCCUUUGAGCAACAGUAUCGACUGACUUCACGAUGAAUUCUUAAAUGAACCGGGAGCCGCAGAAAGGAGUUUUUAUGCAGCUUCGGCAUGUGUGUUGCACAUGAGGGGCUUUGGCGUCGCUUAUUCCUGAGAUGAUAUUAAGUGUAGCAAAUGGGAUCCUCCAGAUAAGUACAGUGCAGCAUGGAUGGAGGAGUGGGUCUGCAGACAUCUGCCUUGCCUCUGACUCCGCCCAUGCCAGCAGAAGAGCCGCCUGCUUCGCCUCAGACUCCGCCCACGCCGACAGACGAGCCGCCUGCUUCGCCUCUGAUUCCGUCCACAACAACAGACGUGCCGCUUCCCUUGCCUCUGGUUCCGCCCACGACGCCGCCUCCUGCAUCUAAGGCGACAACGCCUGCUGCCUACACGCCAACCUCGCUUCUGGCUCCGCCCACGCCGGCUUCCACGUCUGCUGCUGCCACGCCUGCUUCGCCUCUGGCUCCGCCCACGCCGGCAGAAGAGCCGCCUGCCUUGCCUCUGACUCCACCCACACCGGCAGAGGAGCUGCCAGCUUCACCUUUGACUCCUCCCACGCCGGUAGGAGAGCCGCCUGCUCCGCCUCUGGUUCUGCCCAUGACAACGCCUCCUGCUCCUACGGCGACGACACCUGCUGCUUCUACGCCUGCCUCGCCUAUUGCUCCACCCACGCCGGCUUCCACGUCUGAUGUUUCCACGCCGACUACGACGUACCCACCUCCUCGUGUCUGGUGGGCUGCUCCAAGGCGCCGCCCACCUCCUCGUCUCUGGACUAUUCUUGGAAGCCUUUGGCGCCAACAGCAGCGACGCCCAGGACUUGGGUGCAGGACUCAAAGACUGCUGAGGUUCUGGCGCCAGUCUCGUCCGCCUCCUCAACAGCCACAGACAUGGCCGUUCUGAAGUCGCUUGCCUCGCCAAUUGUGGCGUCAAUCUACUCGCCACUGCCACCUGGCUUGUCCCCGGUGGCUUCGGGGACACAUGGCCUGGCGGCCCACCGCCAAGUCCUCCCUCCACCCUCCAAUUACUUUGAACUUAUUCUGUUUUUUUUUAGGGGAGGCAUGUCUAGCUUGGGACGUCUGGUAUCCGUCGC